This is a messenger RNA of Postia placenta MAD-698-R-SB12, 993 nucleotides long. RefSeq lists its product as hypothetical. The transcript is spliced from 3 exons. Gene Ontology annotation, molecular function: protein binding. The record is from RefSeq and is a predicted model, not a curated record. Bases 1 to 993 code for a protein of 330 amino acids. Lineage: Eukaryota; Fungi; Basidiomycota; Agaricomycetes; Polyporales; Adustoporiaceae.
AUGCCUGCCUCAGCAUACUCCAUCAGCUCGUGGGAUUUCUCGUCCACUCGGGCCCCUUCACCAGUAUCCGCUCGUGCCUCUUCUCCAGCGUAUUUCUCUUCUCAAUCCUCUCGUACCGCUUCGCUUCCUCAUGGAUCCCCUCCGCCUCAUGGAUCUCUUUCGCGUCCUCUCACACCGCCCCGGUCGCACUCUCCGUCGUCGCCACUCACACACUCUCCAGAGGAAUCAUGUUUUCCGCAACGUCUGUUAUCUCCUCAUGUACCAGAAGGCCCCUCUGCGACACGCCAUCGUGAGUACUAUAUCGAGGACGAAAUGGUCAUAAUUCGAGUACAAAAUACUCUGUUCAAGAUUCACAGAUACUUCUUGCUUCGCGAAUCUGAGCUAUUUGGGACACUGUUCGAUCUACCGGCUGGCGAUAUGGCAGCUGAGGGGCAGACUGAUCUGACUGCACUUCCUCUUCACGACGUCACAUGUCGCGAGUUCGAGAGUCUGCUCGAUUUCCUUUACAAGAGUAUGCAUGACGAUGCCAAAUUGACUCUUCCGCAAUGGAUCGACGUGCUUUCCAUUUCGACGCGUUACAUCUGCGACAAGAUUCGCGAUCGUGCAAUUCGGGAGAUCCACCAGCACCAUCCCCGCAUCAAUCCUAUCGAGAAGAUUGUUCUGGCCCUGCAGUUCGACGUACCAGAUUGGCUGGCACCCUCAUACGAGGCCAUCUGUCAGCGGGCGCACCCUCUGGAGAUUGAGGAGGCACAGCGGCUUGGAAUCGUCAUCAGUACGCAGCUCGCACGGGCGCGGGAGGCGAUCCGGCAGGAAGCCUGCUUCCGGACCACCCCAGAUCACACUCGCGCACCCACUCCAGAUCUGCCAUUCCCACCGAUGGACGAGCCCUUCACUAAUGAAUGGCCUGGGCUAAUUGUCCCGGAUCUGUACGAGCCGUACGAGCCCCAUCGUGUCGCGGAGAUCGUUCAGGAGGUAUUCUGGCCCCGUAGAUGA